AUGCAGAUUCAAAAGCUCAUCACCGCCCUCGCGGGCAUGGCUGUCGUCGCCGAGGCCUCUGUCGCUUUCCUCGAUGCCUCGCCUUUGAGCGCCGCCCUCGCCAAGCGUCAACAACGUGGUGGUAACCGUGGUGGACAAGGCGGAAACCAGGGUGGAAACGCAAACCAGGGUGGAAAUGCCAACGCUGGUAACAACGGAGCUCUGUGUUUGCAAACGAACGCGGUGCAAAAGGGCUCGCAGCAGGCCGGACAGCCCAACGCCCAACAAGCCAACUCGAAGACCGACAAUGCCAACUUUAUCAACGUUUGCUCCGGCUCUACCCUCACCGAUGGUGAGCAGAAGACUGGCGGUUCCUGCAACGGUAUCCCCAUGGGCAAGAUCCCCGCCCAGACCAAGAUGGUGUCUACCGUCAUCAACAACCCCCCUCACAACGGCAACAUCCAGGCCAACCAGGACUUUGAUGUCGAGCUCAAGGUCAACAACCUGCAAGCCGGCUCCUUCACUGACGCUCAGUCUACCUACUACUCGGCUCCCCAGGAUCUUAGCGGCGGCGGUACCAUCAUCGGCCACGUUCACGUCACUGUACAGGAUAUGGGUAACUCCUUGACGCCCAACACUCCCCUGGACGCUUCCAAGUUUGUCUUCUUCAAGGGUAUCAACGAUGCCGGCGAUGGCAAUGGCAACUUGAAGGCUACCGUCACUGGAGGUCUCCCCGCCGGAAACUACCGUGUCUGCACCAUGUCUAGUGCUUCCAACCAUCAGCCCGUUCUGAUGCCCGUCGCCCAGCGUGGUGCCCAGGAUGACUGCAACAAGUUCACCGUUGGUGGAAACGGCGGCGGCGGUGGUAACAACGGAGGUGGCAACAACAACAACAACGCCGCCAACGGAGGCCAGCAGAACAACAACCAGGGCGGAGCUGCCCGUGGAGGUAAGCAAGCCGGAGGCAGACAAGGCGCCGGCGCUGCUGCAGGCGGUGCUGCAGGAGGUGCCGGUCGCGGCGGUGCUGGACGAGGCGCUGGUCAAGGCCAAUUCCCCGGCCAAUUUCCUCAAUUCCCUGGAAGCGCACCCCCUGGACAGGCCACAACACAAUCCCAGACCGGAAACACACAGGAGACUCCCAAUGCUAACAACUCCGGCCAGGACGGGGACGCCGCCAGUAAUCCGAAGAACGCGACGGCGACUCCUUCGGUAGACCCGGCGGCAGCGACGCCAACGCCCACCCAGGGCGGAGGUGCCUCCAACAAUGGCAAGGCCAACAGCAAUGGAUCCGGACAGAACGGCAACGGUAACACUUCUUCUGGAUCUGGCAAGGGAGGCGCGACGUCGAACGCUAUCGGCGGAAUCGCGGCCCCGGCGGUCUCGGACUCUGGCGAUAGCAGCCGACCAUUCUCCGUCAAUGGCAACUCGUUCGUUUCCAAGGCCAAUGCGGCGCAGCGUGCUUGCGAUGUUCAACGGAAUGCCUGUUUCAAUGCUUUCAACGGUGGAAAGUUGAACGGGGUCACCACGGCCGACUGUGAUGCCCAGGUUCAGACCUGCAUCCAGGAGCUCUCAUAA
Messenger RNA from Colletotrichum acutatum, 1554 nucleotides. RefSeq lists its product as uncharacterized. Bases 1 to 1554 code for a protein of 517 amino acids. NCBI's taxonomy places the organism in Eukaryota, Fungi, Ascomycota, Sordariomycetes, Glomerellales, Glomerellaceae. The record is from RefSeq and is a predicted model, not a curated record. The transcript has 4 exons.